Messenger RNA from Syngnathus acus (greater pipefish), 1162 nucleotides. Its product is annotated as claudin-10-like. Bases 210 to 1022 code for a protein of 270 amino acids. Gene Ontology annotation, biological process: cell adhesion; bicellular tight junction assembly. Lineage: Eukaryota; Metazoa; Chordata; Actinopteri; Syngnathiformes; Syngnathidae. Gene Ontology annotation, molecular function: structural molecule activity. The transcript is spliced from 5 exons. Gene Ontology annotation, cellular component: bicellular tight junction; plasma membrane. The record is from RefSeq and is a predicted model, not a curated record.
ACCCCAAACUGGACCCAUGCUGGUAAGCCAUGCUGAUUUCCUACUAACAACAAACACACCAGAGUGACCCUCAUUAAACACAGGAGAGGCAUGACAAGAGGUGAAGCACACACAAACAGCCUCGACAUCAUCAUCAUUACGAGAGCACACACUGAUACACCACACUCCUACCAGCGAGUCUUCCUCUAAUUGUUCAUUUCAAAGCAAAGAUGGGUUACAGGACAGUGGUGAUGUACAUGGAGAUCGGCUGCUUUGUGACGUGCGUUUCAGGAUGGAUCCUGGUGUGCUCCACCAUGCCCACAGAGAUCUGGACCUGGUCUGAGGUGGGCAGCAUUGUCUUGACCACCUCUAACUACUUCUCCAACUUGUGGAAGGAUUGUGUGUCCGAUUCCACCGGCGUGUCGGACUGCAAGGGCAUCCCGUCCUUGCUUGCACUCAACUGGGACAUUCACAUGUGUCGCGCCCUCAUCAUCACCGCCAUCAUCAUGGCGUUCUUCGGCUCAGUCCUGGUUAUGGUGGGAAUGAAGUGCACUAAGAUCGGCGGCUCCGAGUUAGCCAAGGCGAGAGUGACUUUUGCUGGGGGGAUGAAUUACCUCUUUGCUGGGUUGUGUUCAAUGACUGCUUUCUCCUAUUACGGCAAUAAAAUAAGAUCAGAAUUCCAAGAUGAUAAUUACAAAGAACAAAAGUUUGAAAUUGGUGUUGGCGUGUUCAUCGGCUGGGGUGGCUCAACUUUACUGGUGGUUGGAGGUCUUCUUUACAGUAUCUUUGCAGGGAGGGAAGGAUGCCAAUCAAGUUAUGAUGCAGACCCCGCCUACCUGUUCCCAGAUCCCUACAUGGUUCCGCCGACAAAGCAGAUGGCUCUCUCAAAUGUGAGUGGGAGCAGGAAAGCACAGAGUCGUCCAGCUAGUAGUGGUACUAGUAGUAGUGCUACUCGUAGUAGCAGAAGCAGUAGUAGUAACGGCAGCAGCCUUUCUGCAGUGAGCGGCAGUACCAGAACAACUGCAACAAAUGCAUACGUCUGAGUUCAUUUUUAAGAGGACAACAAUUCUUUUCAACCAACUAAACCAUCAAAUUUGAGAGAGGUUGAGUGAAAAGGGGAAUGCAAUGGUGGUAUAUGAAGUGGAUUUAUAAAGCAAAUAUAUUGGAACGCUUCUGCAACUCA